Molecule: messenger RNA, 820 nt
Organism: Setaria italica (foxtail millet)
Lineage: Eukaryota; Viridiplantae; Streptophyta; Magnoliopsida; Poales; Poaceae
Exons: 4
Coding region: 86-562 (158 amino acids)
Biological process (GO): regulation of DNA-templated transcription
Cellular component (GO): nucleus
Molecular function (GO): sequence-specific DNA binding; DNA-binding transcription factor activity; protein dimerization activity
Source: RefSeq, a predicted model, not a curated record
CCGCGCUCUCCGAUCCCCUCAGUUGAAGCGUCAAAGAUAUCAAUUCUCGAGAGGAUCGCGGAGUGCCGGCGACGGGGAGAGGCGGAUGAUGUCGAGGGAGCGCAAGAAAGCAACCGGUCUACAUGAGAAGCUGCAGAUCCUGCGCUCCAUCACUCACUCCCGCGCGCUGAGCGAUACGUCCAUAAUCUUGGACGCGUCGGAGUACAUCAAGGAGCUGAAGCAGAAGGUCGUCAGGCUGGAACAGGAGAUCGCCUUUGAAGAAGCAGGCGCGCUCAAGCAGAACUCUUCCCCGACGGUCACUGUGGAAACCCUAGGGCACGGGUUCCUCGUCAACGUGUUCUCUGACAAGAGCUGCCCCGGGCUGCUUGUUUCUGUCCUGGAAGCGUUUGAUGAGCUGGGCCUCAGCGUACUCGAAGCCACGGCAUCUUGCGCAGACACAUUCCGCCUCGAGGCUGUUGGGGGAGAGAACCAGGUGGGGCAUGUGGAUGAGCAUGUCGUGAAACAAGCCGUGCUCCAGGCCAUCAGUAACUGCUCAGAAAGCGAUCGCCAGCAAGAGGUCUAGCGCAAGGAGUUGCAGCAAGAUUCACCAAUAGGCCAUGUGAGAAUGCACGAUCGCUAGCUUAUGCGGCCGCUGCAGCAUUUAGCUGAUGUUCUGUCCUAUCCGAUAUUAUCUGAAGAAACAGUCUUCAGAGAACCUGCAGCAUUUAGUUUCCGUAAUUUCCUGUGUACUAUUGGUUAGCCAGGGGCAACAAGUUGUAACAUGUGCAUGCUGUUCCUUCCUUCUGUUGAUCAUGGCUGAAUAUGAUGGUGUUUUCCUCUC